This is a messenger RNA of Euleptes europaea (tarantolino), 1152 nucleotides long. It is a transcript of the gene FBXO4, whose product is annotated as F-box protein 4. Gene Ontology annotation, cellular component: SCF ubiquitin ligase complex. Gene Ontology annotation, molecular function: protein binding. Lineage: Eukaryota; Metazoa; Chordata; Lepidosauria; Squamata; Sphaerodactylidae. Bases 1 to 1152 code for a protein of 383 amino acids. The record is from RefSeq and is a predicted model, not a curated record. The transcript has 7 exons. Gene Ontology annotation, biological process: protein polyubiquitination; SCF-dependent proteasomal ubiquitin-dependent protein catabolic process.
AUGGCCCCGAGCCGCCCCCCUGGCGCUUCUCCACGGGGCGGCCGCGCACCUGAGCGCCACCCCCAGGGGAUGGCGGCCGGGCGGCGCUUGGAGGGCGCGCUGCGCUUCCUGCGGGGCAGCCUGGGCACUUGGGAAGGGCUGCCGGGCAGCGGCGGCGGGGAGGCGGAGGAGCAGCCCAGCGCCCUGGAGGCCUUGCCGAUUGAUGUGAAGUUACACAUUCUCUCCUUUCUCGCAUGCAAAGAUCUGUGUCAUCUGGGAAGCACAAGUCGCUACUGGCAUCUCACAGUUCAGGAUCCUUUGCUCUGGAGAUACCUCCUCAUUCGAGAUCUCCCUUCUUGGCACUCUGUUGACUGGAAUUCUCUCCCGGACGCAAAUAUAUUUAACAGACCUUUCUCUGCCCCGGUUGACUACCUGGCCGUGUAUAAGAAGUGUUGUUCUUGGCGGAAAAGACCUCUGAAAUCAAGUCAGUCCUCUUAUAGAACUGUGACUUCCCUUUUACAUGCGUUGGUCACGCAGACAGAACCCCGCUAUGCUAUGUUUGGGCCAGGACUGGAAGACUUGGAUGAAUCUUUGGUGCACAGAAUGAUGACGAGUCCAGAGGUCUUGCCGCUUGCUGGUUUACCUCACAGACAAAUCCAUGGAAUAGGAUCAGGAGUCACAUUUUGUUUUAAGAACAACCAGAAAUUCAAUAUUCUGACGCUAUAUUCAAAGACAAGCAAGGAAAGGCGCACAGCCAGAGAAGCAUCCGCCAAUCCCAUCAACAAGAUAUUCUACGAAAUAAACAACAUUGAUGGGACGAUGCAGUACAAUCCAAUUGAGCACGUUAAAAACCUGUGCGUGUUGGUUGACGGGUUUAUCUUCGUUGCAGAUGCUGAAGCCCACAAAAGACACAGCCGGCAGACAGAAGUGGCUCAGAUCGCGGCCAUGCUUAAUCCGGCCCUCGGGCCUCCGGGGAGGCCUUUGCUGAUCUUGUCCUGCGUUUCUAGUGCGGGGAUUGAAAGAAUUCCUUGUGUUUACAUGGCACAUCAACUACAACUCAACUCGCUGGGCCAACCAUGGAUGGUUCAGGAUACCGAAGCUUCAACGCUAGCGGGACUGUUGGAUGGAAUUGAAUGGCUCUUGGAAGAAACUGGAUACGACACUUCCCAAUGA